CAUCUUUGAUGCAGUCAGUAAUUCUGCGGACAACAGGGCGUGCCAGCCUUCUGCGCCUGCGCAAACCGGUGUAGACGCUGGUGGAACCGGCCGCGCGGCGCGAGGAACACUGCGCGUGCGUAGAGCCGGUUCUCGGUAGGUCUCCGAGUUUCUCUCCAUGGCGCUUCUCAGCAGCUCAAGAUGACCGAUUACAUCGAGGAGCAGCACAACGAGCUGGAGGCGCUGGAAUCCAUUUACCCGGACUCGUUCACAGAAACAUGAAUACAAGUUUAAAAAAGAAACUCCAAAAUCUUGUAAUGAAAAGAGAAUUUGUGGUGUUGGAGAAUCCUACAAGUUUCACUAUCACAGUAACAUCUGACACUGGUGAAAAUGAAGAAACUGUUGAAGCAACCAUCCAAUUCACAUAUGUAGAACAAUAUCCAGAUGAUCCUCCAAGUUUUGAAAUCAUUGGGCAAGAGAAUCUUCAGAAGUCUGAUGUUGCAGAUAUAAUAACACUAUUAAAUGAACAGAUACAAGAAAACAUUGGGAUGGUGAUGAUAUUCACUCUGGUAACAGCUGUACAAGAAAAAUUAAAUGAAAUUGUGGAUCAAAUAAAGUCCCGCAAAGAAGAGGAAAAGUUACUAAAAGAAAAAGAAGCUGAAGAAGUUGAAAAGGCUGUUUUCCAUGGUACAGCUGUUACAAUUGAAAAUUUCUUGUCAUGGAAAGCAAAAUUUGACACAGAGUUAGCUGAAAUCAGAAGAAAACGACAAAAAGAAGAGGAGCAGGCUGGAAAAGUUAAACUAACAGGAAAGCAGCUGUUUGAAACUGAUCAUAACCUCGAUACAUCUGACAUUCAGUUCUUGGAAGAAGGUAACAAUGUGGAAGUUGAUGAAUCCCUGUUCCAAGAUAUGGAUGAUUUAGAAUUAGAUGAUGAUGAUGACCCAGAUUAUAAUCCUGAUUUAGGGAGUGAUGAAGACUAAGUACCUAAAAAUUAUUUUGUAAAAAGCACCAUUCACAAUGGCAAAAUUUGUAUACAUCAGAGAAUGAGGAUGAAGUCACAGCAUCUGUGACUUUUUAUAUUGCAAAUAGCAAGCAAUGGUCAUAAAAUGCAAACUUUUUUUUAAAUUUUGUGCUCUCAUGUAUGCUUCUCUAACCGUGUUCAAUAAAUUUUAUCCUAAAGUAAAACUAUUUUGAAUGUAAUCAGAAAUGAUUCCUUGUUUGAAAUGCUUGCCUUUUCAUAAAUAGUCAGUUCAUUUCCUCCUAAUUAUGCCUUGAGCGAAUUUAUUACUUGUCUUGAGUAUUAUUAACAAAUGAAUGCUACUGGAAUGUUGCCUCAGCCUUAGUAUUAUUUUAGGAAUAUGUUUUUGUUAGACAUCCCAAAAUAUAGUAUUAAAACAAUAAAGAAAAGAAAAAUCAUCAGUUGAGAUCAUGCAAGUUAACUACGGGAAGCACUUGGGAAGUACUUGGGUUUGGUAGCGUUUGUGGAGUGACCACUCCACCGUAAUCCCCACCACCGACCAAGUCCGCCCCAGGACUGACCAGCAUUUUAACUCUGGCCCGAAUGUUCCAUGGAGUGACAAUGUUUGAGGUCAAAUGUUAGCUCUGUUUCUUCACCAAUGUUGUCAACCCUGAAUAUUUUUAGCAUUUUCUGUUCUUAUUUCCAGCUUCCAGCAUAUGCAGUAUUUUGCUUUUAAACAGCUUCCAUGUGAAAUCAUAGAAACUUACAGCAUGGAAGGAGGCUAUUUGGUGCAUCAUGUCCACACUAACCGAUAAGGAACCAUCCAGCUUGAUCCCACUUUCCAGCUAUUUGCCUAAAACCUUUUAGGUUACAGAACUUCAAGUGCAUAUUCAAGUACUUUUUUAAAUGUUAUGAGGAUUUUUGCCUUUACCACCCUUUCAGGCAGUGAUUUUCAAAUCCCUAUCCUCUGGGCAAAAUAAUUUCCCCUUGAAUCACCUCUAAACCUCCCAUCAUCUACCCUACAUUUAUGCCCCUGAUUAUGGACCCCUCAACCAAGGGAAAUAGGGCCUUCCUACCCACUAUCUAAUCUCCUCAUAAUUUAUGCCUUUCACUAGGUUUCCCCUCAGCCACCUCUGUUUCAAAGAAAACCCUUGCUAUCCAAUCUUUCCUCAUAACUAAGAUCAUCCAGAUCAGACAGCAUCCUUGUAAAUCUCCUCUGUACUGUCUCUUGUGCAAUCACAUCUUUCCUAGAGUGCAAUGACCAGAAUUGCACACAGUACUCCAGCUGUGGCUGAACUAGUAUUUAGUAGUUUCAGCAUAACCUUCCAGCUUUUGUAUUCCAUGCCUUGGCUAAUACAGGGCAAGUAUCCUGUAUGCUUUCUUGACCCCCUUAUCUACCAAAACAGUCACUUUCAGUAAUCUAUGGACAUACUGUUUAUCUACAUUUCUCAGUUUGCUACCAUUUAUUGUGUAUUCCCUUGCUGCCUUUGCCCUCCCCAAGUGCAUUACCUCACACUUCUUCUGUGGAUUGAACUUCAUUUGCCACUGUUCCACCCACCUGACUAGUCCAUUGGUAACUUCUUGCGGCCUAUAGCUUUCUUAUAUAGGAUUACAUAGGAUAGAAGCAGGCUAUUCAGCGCAACCAGUCGAUGUGGUGUUUAUGUUCCAUUCCAGCUGCCUCCUAUCUUUUAUCAUCUAAAUCUACUAUCUAUUUCCUUCUGCCUUAUGUGCUUGUCAAUCUUCUCUUAAAUGCCUCUGUACUAUUCACUUCAAACAAGUUGUGAGUUUCACAUUCUCACAAAUCUUUGGGUAAAGAAGUUUCUUCUGAAUUACCUAUUGAAUUUCUGGUAACCAUCUUAUAAUGAUGGCCUACAGUUAUGUUCUACCCUACAAGAGGAAACAUUCUCUAUCCACUCUAUCAACAUUUUUUAUAAUUUUAAAAACCUCUGUUAGGUCACUCCUCAGCCUCCCUUUUUCAAGAAAAAAGAGAUCCAGCCUGCCAAUCCCUUCCUGAUACAUAUAUCCACAUAUUUCUAUCCUCGUAAAUCUUCUCUGUACCCUCCACUGCUUCCAUAUCCUUUUCAUAAUAUGGUGACUUGAACUGCACACAUUACUGUUAAUUGCAACCUAACCAAGGUUUGAAGCAUUUGUUCCAUUUGUAUUCCCCUAGAAAUGAAGCCAGUGCUUGGUUUGCUUUUUUUUAUGGCCUUGUUAACCAACUUUUAGCAAUAGAGGUAUUCGUAUUCUUGGAUCCCUUUUUUCAAUUACCCCACCUAAACUUGUAUCUUCCAAGUAAUAGGUGACCUCCUAUUCUUCCUAUCAAAAUGCACUGCCUCACAUUUAUCUUUGUUGAACUUCAUUUGCUAAUUAUUUGCCCAUUCUGCAAGUUUAUUAUGUCUUGUAAUUUAACUGUCCCCCGCAUUUGGUGUCAUCCGCAAAUUUAGAAGUUGUGUUUUUGAUUCCAGAGUCCAAAUCGUUAAUAUAAAUGCUGAACAGCAGUGGUACCAGCAAUGAUCCUGUUGGAGCAGCACUUCCUCCUUGCUGCCAUGCUGAAUAACUUACCCUUUACUCCCACUCUCUGCUUGCUGUUUUGAAACCAGCUAGCAAUAUAUUCUGCCACUUGUCCCUUCACUCCACAUUCUCUAAUCAUAUUCAAUAGUCUAUUCUGGGGCACCUUAUCAAAGCGCCUUUUGAAAAUCCACAUAAAUUGCAUCUGCUACAUUACUGUUACCUACUCUCUGUUACCUCCUCAAAAAAAUUCAAAUGGUCAAAAAAAGUUUUCCUUUUUAGAAAUCCAUGCUAUUCAUUAUACAUUUCAUCUCGAGAUGUUCUUUCAUUCUCUCCUUUAGUAAGGAUUCAAUUCUUUUUCCUCCCACUGAUGUUAAGCUGACUGGUUUAUACUUCCCUGGACAUGUUCUGUUCACUGUUGAAUAUAGGAAUUGCAAUCUAACAAUUAAGAAAUGUAAGCCAAACAAAUUCUGAUCAAAUUGAAGUUAGUUUUAUUUUUAUUAAUAAUUGAACCAUUGUUUACAUUGGGCAGGAAUAAUUUGUGUUUAUUUUUUUUAAAAUGGCAUUCUUGACAAUUCAUCCCUGCUGAUUUAUUGGUGUUGGAUAACAGGAGAUACACGUUUAUUAUAUCAGAAAUGUUGAAUUUUUGAAAUAAAUUCCUAAAAUAAUUUUAAAGACUAUGCAGUGUAUAGGUUGUAAGGUAAAACCAAUGAUUAAAGGAGAAAUUCAGUUGUCUAAAUGUUGAGAAUCAUGUUUUACAGAUUUUGUGAUUUAAGUUUUUUUGUGGUUUCAAAUGCAUUUUAUGCAGGCACAGGUGUAUAUUUGUACACUUUUACGAAGCUAUUAUACAUAUUGAUGGACAUUCAUAUACAGAGUUUAUGCAGCUAUCUUGCAUCAAACUGUACAUUCCCUCAAAUAUUUUAUCAUGCCAUUACAUACACAUCUCUAUUUCAGGUAGACUCUGAUUUUAGAGAGUUAGGGCUCAGAGGAGUUGUAAGUCUGAAGGAAAUAAAUAAGUAUCCUCAUUAAUAUUGGUCAUAGUGAUCAGUUAGUACCUUGUAACAUCUGAAUUUGAGCAACAUACUUAUUGGUAUUGAUGUGUACUUGUGGGCUCACUUACUGACAGCAAAUGUGUUCAUCAUUAAUUGUUGAUCAAAAUAAAUAUGGCAGCAGAGAUACUCUGAUAAUAAUAGUGAAUUUAUUGGUGAGUUUUUAGAGUGGGUUAUCACUAUUUCUUAAAGACUACUUUUGUUAAAAGUUGUCCUGGAUUAACUGUGCCAUAUUGUAAGAGCAUCUGUUAGUAAUUGUUUCUAGUGUUUUUUUGGCUGGAAAAUCAAAGUUUCUUCUAAGCAGUGAUCAAAUUAUUUCCUGCUAGAAGGAAUUGUAGACGUCUGUUAAUGGAUUAUGAAUGAAGGAUUGAGAAAUAAGUUUGCAUAAUUGCUACAGAAUCUUUUAUAAAAUCAAAAAACAUUUUGCAAUGCUGUGUUCAUUAUUUUUGAAGCAAACAAUUUUAGUCUUUAAUUUUCCAGAUGUAAUUCAGUGGAAUGUUUUUCAUUUUCUCCUGGAAUAUUCUAUUAAAUCUUUCAUUUUCAGUCAA
Messenger RNA from Carcharodon carcharias (great white shark), 5042 nucleotides. It is a transcript of the gene rwdd1, whose product is annotated as RWD domain containing 1. The coding region runs from base 258 to 959 and encodes 233 amino acids. The record is from RefSeq and is a predicted model, not a curated record. Gene Ontology annotation, biological process: cytoplasmic translation. Lineage: Eukaryota; Metazoa; Chordata; Chondrichthyes; Lamniformes; Lamnidae. Gene Ontology annotation, molecular function: protein binding. The transcript is spliced from 8 exons.